GUUCCAACCACCAUCCUCAAAUUGACAAAUACAACAACAAACUUCAGGUUUUGCUACUUAUUCAAGACCUCUAGAAACUUUCAAUCCCUAAAAUAUUUCUCAAAUCUCUGAUUGCAAUGGACCGUGAAACAUGGUCUGCAUUGCCGCCGGAGCUGGUACUGUCUAUCGCAGAGCGGCUCGAAACAAGAACAGACAUUAUGCAGAUCCGGACAGUCUGUCAGACAUGGAGGAGUUCUGUUCCUUUAUCUAUGCUCUCCUCUAGAAACUUUCUGUCUCCUCUCUUUCCGUACAGAGGUAUGAGCCAUUCUUCAGUUUUAGUGGCAAAUUCUGUUUUUCUUCUGCAAUCAGAUGUGGGUUGUGAGCACCGAUCGUUGUUGAUCUCCGUGGAGGAGCUUAACCCUGGUAAGCUCUAUGUCAGAGCACCCCUUUCUCGAGUUGUUACUAGAGUGCUGCCUAUUGGUUCCCCGAAUAGUUUUGGUUGGUCUGAUUUUCAGGAAUUAGGUAGAUUUUAUACUCUUAGAAGGGUGGAUAGGCCUGAAGAUAUGUUCUCUGAGAAGAGAUUAACUGAAUAUGAUAAUAAGGUGGUUUUGUUUGUGGAUCCAAAUUGUGAAACUUGUCCAACCAUUGAUGAUUGUACUGUCAUAGAGUUGUAUGAUCAGGUAGAUUAUUUAUCUGUUACAAGGCUUAAAGAUGGUGAAACACAGCAAGUGUAUUUCAAGGGAAGGGAAUUUGAUGAUUUGGUGAGUUUUAGUGGAAGGGUUUAUGCAGUUGAUUAUGAAGGUAGAGUCUGUUCAAUGGAUUAUCAAUCGUUAAAUAUGUCGAGUGUAAGUGAAGAUCCAUUGCCCGGUGGAUCUAGAAGCAAUUACAAGAAACGUUUUGCUGUAUCAUCUGGAGAACUCUAUUUAAUUUUAAGACGGUGUCAGAUUGGUGAUCAUGAUGCAGCCUUUAAGGUUUUUAAGUUGAAUCAGGAGAAGCAGAAAUGGGAUAGCAUUGAAGGUAUAGGUGAUGACAGGAUACUGUUUGUGACCUUUGAUGGGUGCUUCUUUGCCUUGGCUAAGGAUCUUCCAGGAUGGAAAGGAAAUAGCAUUGUAUUCCGUAGAGGAAGUUUCCCUGAGUAUUCUGGUAUAAGAGAUUUUGAUUCUAAAAUCUUUGAGACAUGGAAGCUCCAUCUUGAUGUUGCUGUUUUUAAUUUCGGAGAUGGUGAUUGUAGGCCUUUAGAAACUUGUCCAGGAUAUUCCUCUGUCUUCUGGUCACAUCUGCCAUGGUGUAAAGCAGAUAAUUGUUUGUGCAACAGAGGGUUGAGAAUACCCUCAACUUAUAUGAAACAGCUCUGAAAAAUAUAGCUACUACAUGCUUAAGCUUAAUAGCUGUCUUUUCCUAGAUCAGAAGAACAGAGUUCAUGUAAUAUGCUGACUCUAAGAAGGCUUUUUCUGUGGUAAAUUCUUAUUCAGAAGUGAUUCUGAAGAAGCAGAAGAGGAAGAAGGCGAUUGAGAAGUAGAUCAAACAUUGUCUGCCAUCAGCUACAUACUUCAUUAUAAAUAGUGUGACAGGACUGCCAUUAGUUAUAUAUUCCGGUAUUGUCCCAUGAGCAGGAUGUUUCUGCUCAUUUUUUAGGAGACAUGGCAAAUACUUUUUUUCUACUUACUGUAGUAAUGCCGAAAUUUUUAUCUGCUUUAAGAAAUCUGUAUGUCAGCUUAUAACUCUUAAUGAUGCAUAAUUACUUUAAUACUGUGAAUGUGUGAGAGAUUUUGUUUGUGUUCUACCCUUUUUUUUUAUAUA
This is a messenger RNA of Chenopodium quinoa (quinoa), 1779 nucleotides long. Its product is annotated as F-box protein SKIP23-like. The transcript has a single exon. Lineage: Eukaryota; Viridiplantae; Streptophyta; Magnoliopsida; Caryophyllales; Amaranthaceae. Gene Ontology annotation, molecular function: protein binding. Bases 117 to 1334 code for a protein of 405 amino acids. The record is from RefSeq and is a predicted model, not a curated record.